AUGACUUUAAUACCAUCUAAAUUCUACUAUAAUUCAGGAACACAGCUCAAAGAUGUUAAAAUGUCUGACCCUGAUCUUAUUAUUUCAAGUGAAUGCCUUGAAAUAUAUGGUAACAACAAAAGAGAUUAUUGCUUUUUACAAUGCAAAGAUACAUUAAAAUCUUUUUCAUUUCAGCCCAAUCCUAAACUUGUAACAAUUGGACCAUAUGCUUUCUAUAAUUGCAUUAAAUUAGAACGAAUUGAUUUAUCAUCAUGCACAAUGCUCACAUCAAUAAAAACUUAUGCUUUUUGCCAAUGUACAUCUGUUACAGAACUUUUGUUGCCUAAAGGUCUUCAAUAUAUUAUGCAAUUUGCUUUUUCCAAUUUGAAAAUUCAAACAGUUACUAUCCCAGCAUCAGUUUUAAAAAUAUACGAUCAUGGAAUAGCUGAUAUGACAACAUUAACUUCAAUAAUCUUCAAAGAAGGAUCAAAAUUAGAUUCACUUUCUAACAAUGCUUUUUUUUCAACAAAACUAACAGAAUUUAAAGUACCAGAGUCAGUGUCUUCUAUUAUGGGAACAUUUCUUAAUGGUGUACGUACAAUGCGCACAAUCAAUGUUCAUCAAAAUAAUAAGUUUUUUGUCACUAGUGACAGUUGUGCAGUUUAUACUAAAGAUUAUCGAGUACUUAGUAUAUUUGCUGCGAGUUCUGUAUCCACAUAUGUAAUUGAUUCAAGAUGCACUUCAAUUAACUAUGGUGCCUUUAUAAGCUGUCAAUGCACAUCUAUAACAAUUCCUUCAUCAGUUACCCAAAUUGGAGGGUAUGCAUUUUGUGGUUCUUCGAACAUCAAACAAAUCACUUUACCUCCAUCCAUUACAAGAAUUGAAGCAUCCUGCUUUAGUGGUUCAGGUUUAACAUCUAUUGAUAUUCCUGAUAAAGUGAAAUACAUUGGCGCAUAUGCAUUUUCAUUAAACACUUUCCUCAAAACAGUUCUUCUACCAGAAAAUUUAACUGAAGUAGGUGGAGGUGCAUUUCCAUCAUCAAAUGACAUUAAUUUUACAUUUAAAGGAAAUUCUUCUAUCACGAUUGAUAACCAAAUGCUGAUGAUUUCAAAGGAUAAUUCAUCAAUAUCUAUGUUACUUAAACCAGAUACUGUUCAAAUAACUCUUCCUAUUCAAACUAAAGAAAUUAAAAGCUCUGCUUUCUCUGGAAAAAAAUCACUUACAACCAUUAAAUGUGAUGGAAUUUCUGAAAUAGACACAAUUGGAGAUUAUGCAUUCUUUAGCUGUACAAGCUUGAAAUCCAUACCAUACUUCCCUAAGCUUAAGACUAUUGGUAUUCAUGCAUUUAGUUAUACAAUUCUUUCUUCAGAAUUCCUAUUCCCAGAAAGUUUCACUUCUCUUGGUGAAUAUUCAUUUUCUAAUAUUGUAACACUUCCAAGCAUAUCAUUUGCUUCUACAGCAAAAACUUUAACCAUCAGUAAUUAUGCAUUUUUUGGAUGCACAUCUUUGAGUCGAGCUUCGUUUGAUGAAUGUACAAGUAACAUUUCUUUAGGAAUGAAUGUUUUUACUGAUUGUUCAUCUCUUAUUAUGUUCCGGGUAUCUUCACAUAUGAAAAGCAUUGAUUCCGGAUGCUUAAUGAAUUGUGGAAUUCGAACAAUUACUUUUGAGAAUAGUGAAACAUCUUUUGAUAGUCUUCCAUCUAUGUUCAUGAAAGGAUGUACAAAUAUAGAAGAAAUUCUUAUUCCUAAUAAUAUUGUUACAAUUGGAACUGAAUGUUUCAGUGGAACAUCAAUAAGAACAAUCAAAAUCCCUGAUAGUGUUGAAAGUUUAUUAUCCAAUUGUUUCAGUGGAUGUCAAUCACUCGAACAUGUUGACAUAUCAUCAACAUGCAACCUUGCAAGUAUAUCUCCUGCCAUAUUCGAACAAUGCACAUCUCUUUCCUAUAUUAGUGAUUUCGUUAGUUCAAAAUUUGUUUGCCAAAACAGUACAAUUUAUGAUUCCAAUUUCAAGAGUGUAUAUCUUCAUGCACCAACCUGCAAGGAUAAUUAUAUAAGCUUUGAUCGUCGUCUUGUUAAAGUUGAAGAAAGUGCUUUCAUUAAUAGUGCUUAUAUUGAAUUUGUUGUCUUUGUAGAUAACAGUGUUGUAAGCAUUGGUAAACGUGCAUUUGAAUCAUGCACUCGCCUGAAACAGAUAAGUAUCCCAUCAAGUGUCACAUUUAUUGGUGAAGAUGCUUUUACAAAUUGCGAAAGUUUAAGAUGUGGUGUUCUUUUCCAGAAUAAAUCGAAGCAAUUUGUUGAAUAUCUUCUAAAAAGCGGCCUUCCAAAAUCUGCAAUUCUUCGAUGUGAAGCUUUUAGUUGCAUUGUCAACAAAAAUAGUAAUUUUGCUAUUUCCUUAACUUUAAUUGCUGUUUUUAUUCUUAUGUAA
Trichomonas vaginalis G3 is the source of this 2403-nucleotide messenger RNA. RefSeq names its product regulation of response to stimulus. Lineage: Eukaryota; Parabasalia; Trichomonadida; Trichomonadidae. The coding region runs from base 1 to 2403 and encodes 800 amino acids. The transcript has a single exon. The record is from RefSeq and is a predicted model, not a curated record.